AACGACUAAAGUCAUAAAAACAACUCUAAACCCCUAUAGUUAAAGCUCUUUUUAUAUAACGCUCUAAUCAAAGGAAAAGUCGAAAAAAGUAAAGAAAGAGGAAGACGCAAGUCACACAACGGCCACAAGAUGGCGGCGUCCUCAGGCGGGAAAUCUCCGGCAGUGGUCUUACAGGGAGCAAAGGAUGGUUUUGUACGGGUUAGGAAAAGAGAUUUGGAGAAGCUGACGACAGAAGUGAUGCAGCUGAGAGAUUUCCUGCCCCGAGUGUUGAACGGAGAUCUAAUCCAGAUGUUGCACAAAGCUCGGGCAGCUCACACAGUUAAAGAGCAGCUCACACAGGAACAGGAGCAGCUGAGACAGGAAUGUCUGCACCUUCAGUCCCGCCUGGAUGCAGCGCAGACUGAGUGUCAGAAAGAGAGGGAGGAGAAGCUACUGUUGCGUGAGCAGCUGUGGCAGAGCAGAGCAGAGCUGCAGCAGCAGGCGGACUUCUGCUCCGGUUUGGGAUCUGCUGCCUGCAGCCUGCUGUGGAGCUGCUCCUCCAGCGAGCAGACGGUCACACACUGGCUUGCUGAUGGAAAGCUGCAGGCUUUUCUGGUGGUCGCUGCUCAAACUCUGGAGAGCUUUGUCAGGUCUCUGGAUGAGGACAUGAGAACUGAGGACUACAACUCCCAGGAGCACCAGUUUGUUCUUGCAGUGGCUGGGACCAUCACCAACAUUGCAGCAGUUACAAGUGGGCGGGACUUCCUGUCCAGCUCAGCUCAGGUGUUGUUGGACACUCUGAUGAAGCUUCUGGAGCUGAUGAAGCCUGGAGUAUUCCCCAAACUCAAAGUGUUGAUGCUGAUGGCUCUGUACAAUGUCAGCAUCAAUAUUAAAGGCCUGAAGUACAUCAGUGAGAACCCAGGACUCCUGCCUCUUAUUUGGACCCUGCUGGAUGAUGGAGACUGGGAGGUGAGCCUCCACUCGCUGCGUCUCCUUCAGUCGGUGUUGUUGGAGGAGGAGGUGCUGCUCCUGCUGGGCUCCUGUCUGCUUGAUCCAAACCUCCAGGCUCGGGUCAGCCAACUCACCUCGAGCAAACAGCAGAGUCUGAGAGUGACAGCUCAGCAGACCCUGGAGGACCUGCAGGCCCUUGGACAGGGUCAUCGUUGUAAACAGAACAACAUCUGAUGUGGAUUCAAAAUCAUCAGAGUUGAAUUUUCC
This is a messenger RNA of Cheilinus undulatus (humphead wrasse), 1197 nucleotides long. RefSeq names its product heat shock transcription factor 2 binding protein. Bases 130 to 1164 code for a protein of 344 amino acids. The record is from RefSeq and is a predicted model, not a curated record. The transcript has 10 exons. Gene Ontology annotation, cellular component: cytosol. Lineage: Eukaryota; Metazoa; Chordata; Actinopteri; Labriformes; Labridae.